CUCUGGGCUAUUUUCAAUAAGGAAGUGUCUGAACUUGGGCGCAAAUUGUGACAAGCGCUAUAGUGAGAUACUGACAAACAUCAUAUCGUAAUUAUGAUCGUUGUGACAGUGAGGACUUCAAAAAGUUACAAUUCCUGAAAGUUUCAUAAGUGUUUGUGAUAUGUGAGAUAAGUGUUUCGAGUAUUGAGCCAGCUGGUGUUUUUUUGGUGAUUUUAGUUUAGGGUUCAACUACCAUGUGGAUGCUACUAUUGAACCUGGCUUUGCUACUGGGAUACACAUCGUCGUUCUACCAAAGAUACAAAUACGUUACCGGUAGCGAUGCGGAAAUAGUGCGGGCACACAUCGGUACGAACGUGUCGUUGCCAUGUCGCGUCGACACGAAGCAGUGCGGCCAACUGCACAGCGUCAAAUGGUACAAGGACGCCAACAGAGUCUACGUGCUCAGCCAUGCGGGACAGGGACGCGCCGAAGCAGAAAGGUAAGAAAUUAACUCUUCAAUAUUGUCAUCAUCAUCAUCUU
Acanthoscelides obtectus is the source of this 519-nucleotide messenger RNA. NCBI's taxonomy places the organism in Eukaryota, Metazoa, Arthropoda, Insecta, Coleoptera, Chrysomelidae. The record is from the annotation of a GenBank genome assembly.